Molecule: messenger RNA, 1063 nt
Organism: Penaeus vannamei (Pacific white shrimp)
Lineage: Eukaryota; Metazoa; Arthropoda; Malacostraca; Decapoda; Penaeidae
Source: RefSeq, a predicted model, not a curated record
CCCACUUCCGGUCCGGUGAUCACGGGAGGGAGGAAAACAUACAGAGUUAAUGACACAGUGGAGUUGAUGUGCACUUCCAGCCCCUCACGCCCACCCGCCCAUCUCUCCUGGAGGAUCAACGGCCGGCCGGCCCCGCAGGAGCACGUGACGAAGGACCGGCCCUACGUGGCGCACGACGGCCUCCUGACGCAGAUCUCCCGGCUGGCCUUCGUCGCGCGGCCGCACCACUUCGAGGGCGGCAACCUGGAGGUCAAGUGCGUGGCCGAGAUUAGCGAGCACCACCUCAAGCACCACAAGGCCAUCCCCAAGAACUUCCGGCCGUGGGAGAGGUCCUUUCAAGCCAGCACCGGAAGCAGCUUGGGAACUUCUGUCGCUGUGUUGGUGGUCGCGUGUCUGGCCGUUCUUGUAGCCGCCGAGAGAUGAGAAUCCGCUGGGUAUCCACGAACGCCUAGGGUGAUAUCCGAGGGGACGAAGACGAAGAGGAAGAGGAAAAGAAACACGAAUAGGGAAAAGGAAAAGAAACACGGAGACGAAGAAGACAAGAGAAAAGAAGAUGAGAAGGACGAGAAAGAAGAAAAAAAAGAAAACGAUAAUAAAAGCGUGGAUAUGGAAUCCGCAUGAAUACACCUUGUCUUACAAGAACGCUGAUAGUUAUCGUCUUCGAAGUAAAGUUGGACCAUAAAUUUUGUUUUUUUAAAGGUUUUGUUAUCAAAAUGUGGGUAAUAUCCAGUGACAAUGUGGAUCGGAUAAUUUCAUAUCUUCAUGGACACUUAUGACAAUGACAAAAGGAAAAGAAAGAGAAGGAAAGAGUAGAAUUAAAGAUAAACAAAGAGCUUGGCCACUUAGUUAGGCGACUGAGGCAGUCAAGGAGAGAGCUUAAGUGUACUAUAUCACUAAAAAAAAAAAAAAAUCGCUUAUUAGAGAGCUUAGUAAUGUGACUUCUUGAUUUUCUCUUCUUUCGAAUGAAAUAUCUAUACCAUCAUUUCUAAUAGUUGAGAAGUAGUUUCUGAUUUAGAAUGUUUGUCUUCAUCACCCCCCCCCCCCUCCGCCCCAUGUGAUUCAA